AUGCCCCCUCUAACCCCAAUCCCAAUCCCCCUCUUCGCCUCAACCCAACUCAACCUCCUCCACGAAGAACACGCCGCCGAAGUCUCCUCCUCAAAACUCGCUAGCACAGCCGCAACGGUCUCCCCCUCAACCCGCCGAACCCUCCAAGCAACCGGCUACGCCCUAACAGGCCUGAUCCUCUCACAAUGCCGAACCGGUCUCGGCGGGCGCGUCGUCGGCGAAUUCGCCCCAGAUCCAGCAGUCGCAUCAGAUGAGUCCCGGGCUGCAGAUGGGACGCCUCGUCUUGGGUCGCAUGGGAUUCGCGUCGGGGAUGUGGUGCGUGUUAGUGACAUUGCGGGGCCUGGGAAAAAGGUUGGGAAAGACAAGGAGAAGGAUAAGGAUGCGGAGAAGGGCGGUCCUGAGGGCGUUGUUACGCGGACUGGGGAUCGCGCUGUGUGGAUUGCGUUUGGGCGGCCGGGUGGUGGGGGGAUGUCUAAGGAGGAUGACGAGGCUGUGGAGGAGCUUUGGGGGAAGAAGUUAUGGGCUAUUAAGCUUGCUAAUGAUGUUACGUAUAGAAGGAUGAGGCAGACUAUGGAGAAGAUGGAGAAGAUGGCGGAGACUGACUAUACGCAUUUCAUGCGUGUUGCAUUUGGGCAUACGACACCACUACAACUGGAUACGGAGGCGUGUGGACCUGUCGAGUUUACGGAUCCCACGCUUAAUGAUUCGCAGAAGGAUGCUAUUCGGUUUGCGCUGGCUUCGCGGGAUAUUGCGUUGAUUCAUGGUCCGCCUGGGACGGGAAAGACACAUACACUCAUUGAAUUGAUUUUGCAAUUGGUUCAACGGAAAAAGCGCGUUCUCGUCUGUGGACCGUCGAACGUUUCUGUUGAUAAUAUUGUGGAACGUUUGGCUCCCAAGAAGGUUCCUGUUGUGCGCAUCGGUCAUCCUGCUCGUCUGCUUCCUUCCGUUCUUGAGCAUUCCCUUGAAGUCCUUACGCAGACCUCUGAUGCUGGGGGUAUUGUGAAGGAUAUUCGCAAGGAGAUUGAUGAGAAGCAGGCUAGUAUUCGCAAGACUCGGUCUGGUCGCGAACGACGAGGUAUUUAUGACGACUUGAAGCUGCUUCGGAAGGAGUUCCGACAGCGUGAGUCUAAAUGUGUGGAUAACCUGGUGCGCGAGAGUAGCGUGGUGUUGGCUACUCUCCACGGGGCUGGAGGUCACCAGCUCAAGAACCAGAAGUUUGAUGUUGUGAUUAUCGACGAGGCAAGUCAGGCUCUCGAAGCACAAUGCUGGAUCUCUCUUCUGGGCGCAGAGAAGGUAGUUCUUGCCGGUGAUCAUCUGCAAUUACCGCCGACCGUCAAAUCCACUGGACAGAAGUCCAAGGAUGAAGUGUCCAAAGGCACCGAGGGAAAGACCGACACCGAGACAUUGAAGGGUGUCUCUCUUGAGCGCACAUUAUUUGAUCGUUUAUUAGCCCUGCACGGGCCGGGGAUCAAACGCAUGUUGACCACCCAAUAUCGCAUGCAUGAGACAAUCAUGCGAUUCCCCUCCGACGAACUCUACGAGGGGAAGUUGAUAGCCGGCGACGCUGUGAAAUCCCGUCUAUUAAUCGACUUGCCUUACGAAGUAGGGGGUACAGAUGACACGCAGGAACCCCUGGUUUUCUGGGACACGCAAGGCGGGGAUUUCCCCGAAAAGGCGGAGGAUGAGAUCAGCAAAAAGGGAGCCUUGCUUGGAGACAGCAAAAGCAACGAGAUGGAAGCCAUGGUCGUUGCCAGACACGUGGACAGCCUGAUUGAUGCAGGUGUCAGACCCGAGAGCAUUGCCGUGAUUACCCCUUACAAUGGGCAAUUGGCUCUACUGUCGCGCAUGCUGCGAGAAAAAUACCCUGGUCUUGAACUUGGUAGUGUGGAUGGAUUCCAGGGCCGCGAGAAAGAAGCUGUUGUGGUGAGCCUGGUACGCAGCAAUGCAGAGCAUGAAGUGGGUUUCUUGGGUGAGAAGCGACGAUUGAAUGUCGCCAUGACGCGCCCCAAGCGACAUUUGUGUAUUUGCGGCGACUCGGAGACGAUCAGUCAUGGGAGUAGCUUCCUCAAGCACUGGAUGGACUUCCUUGAAGAAAACGCCGAUCUACGAUACCCCGAUGCUGGAGAUUUGCUGUAG
This is a messenger RNA of Penicillium robsamsonii, 2136 nucleotides long. RefSeq names its product putative DNA helicase. The record is from RefSeq and is a predicted model, not a curated record. Bases 1 to 2136 code for a protein of 711 amino acids. The transcript has 4 exons. Gene Ontology annotation, molecular function: ATP hydrolysis activity; 5'-3' DNA helicase activity; RNA binding. Lineage: Eukaryota; Fungi; Ascomycota; Eurotiomycetes; Eurotiales; Aspergillaceae.